AUGGAGGAACAUAUACGUCAGAGCAUUUCCAACCACCCACAUGCUUUCCAGCAUUUCCAUAGCAGCUCGCCCCACCCCUCGCACCGGUCCUCCGACAGAAUGACUCUGCGCUCGCACAACGAGGGCACCUCCACGGCCUUGGAACAUGAAACGGACAUGAGCCAGCACCGUCAUGGAGGCCCCGAUGAGGAGGGUUCGCCUCCGCCUCGCUAUACCCCGGAAACCGACCCGUUCCACCUGGCAUCCAAGCUGAAGACUGAGGAGGAGAUCCGGCAAAUCAAGCCCAAUACCGGCCGCAAGCGCGACUCCCCCAGCAAGACCCCGAAGGUGUUCGAGAUGGUCCGCAGCACGGGCGACAAGGGCAAGCAGGCCCUCACCACCCGCAAGCUACAGGGCUUCUACGAGAACCAGAAUGAGAACAUUGCGCGCAUGCUCAAGCCCGUUGAGGAGCAUGUGCGGGAGGCCCGCGAUUUGAACGAGGAGAACAGUCUAAAGUAUAAGAUUGCCGUGUACGCCAGUUUCGUCGCCAACAUCAUCUUGUGUGUUGUUCAGGUCUACGGUGCUGCUUCGUCCGGUUCGCUGUCCUUGUUCACCACCAUGGCCGACGCCAUCUUCGACCCCAUGUCCAACUUGACUCUUCUCCUUUGUAACAAGGCCGUCAACCGUGUUGACCCGCGCAAGUUCCCCGCCGGCAAGGCCCGUAUUGAAACGGCCGGUAACAUCUGCUUCUGCUGCCUGAUGACUGCUGUUUCUUUAAUUAUUAUCGCUUUCUCCAUCCGCGAGAUCGUCGAGGGCUCGGAAACCCUUCUUGCCGCCUUCCACUUGCCUUCCGUCAUCGCCGUCUCGGUCGCCUUCUUCACCAAACUCGCCCUGUUCAUCUACUGCUUCGCGCUGCGCAACCAGGUUUCGCAGAUUCGCAUUCUGUGGGAGGAUCACCGCAACGACCUGCUUAUCAACGGUAUUGGUGUGAUGACCUCUAUUCUGGGUAGUAAGGUGCGCUGGUGGAUCGAUCCUAUGGGCGCCAUUAUUCUGUCGCUCAUUGUCAGCGGUCUGUGGCUGCACUCUGCCUAUGGCGAGUUCCAACUGUUGAUCGGUGUCACUGCCGACACCAAGAUGCAGCAACUCAUCACUUAUAUCUCCAUGACCCACUCUCCUCUCAUCACGGCCAUUGACACCGUUCGGGCGUACACCUCUGGUCCCCGUCUCCUGGUCGAAGUUGACAUCGUCAUGGAGGCCAACGAGUCCCUGCGUGCGACCCACGAUGUUGCCGAGGAGCUGCAGAUGAAACUGGAGUCUCUGCCGGAUGUUGAGCGUGCGUACGUGCACGUCGACUACGAGACGACUCACAAACCGGAGCACUUCUUGAAGAAGGAGCUCUAA
Messenger RNA from Penicillium argentinense, 1380 nucleotides. RefSeq names its product cation diffusion facilitator family transporter. The record is from RefSeq and is a predicted model, not a curated record. Gene Ontology annotation, molecular function: monoatomic cation transmembrane transporter activity. Bases 1 to 1380 code for a protein of 459 amino acids. The transcript has 2 exons. Gene Ontology annotation, biological process: transmembrane transport; monoatomic cation transport. NCBI's taxonomy places the organism in Eukaryota, Fungi, Ascomycota, Eurotiomycetes, Eurotiales, Aspergillaceae. Gene Ontology annotation, cellular component: membrane.